UCCAAUCAAACUUGGUUGAUUCUAAACCAAACUUCAACUUCCCACACCCACUAAUACAAUACUUCUCUUCAGAGUCUCUUAGUUCUUUCAUGGCACAACUUCAACCUAUGAGUCAUGAGCGAGAAUUUGAGUCGUUUACGGCUCGACUUAACUCGCUCGUGACUCAUAGUUGGCUCGGCAAGCGAUUUAAACUUGCCGAGCGUAACACUACCUUUACUACCGAGCUCCGCGCCGGCACCGCCACAUUCCUCACCAUGGCUUACAUCCUUGCCGUCAACGCCACCAUCAUUGCUGACUCCGGCGGAACGUGCUCGGUCUCCGACUGCAUCCCUUUAUGCUCCGACCCGAAAACGCCACUCGCCCAAUGCCCGACCCAUCUCAUAACCCGACCCGAUAACUCAUGCAAGUUUCCGCCCGUUAACCCGGGUUACGCGGCGUGCGUGGACCGUACGCGCCGCGACCUCAUCGUUGCCACGGUGGCAUCGUCGCUGAUAGGGUGCACCAUAAUGGGCGUGUUGGCGAACCUUCCUCUGGCCCUGGCUCCGGGCAUGGGUGCAAACGCGUACUUCGCUUAUUCAGUAGUCGGGUUUCACGGGUCGGGUUCGAUACCGUACAAAACCGCAUUAACCGCUAUUUUCUUAGAAGGCUUAAUUUUUCUCUUGAUCUCAGCCGUUGGAUUUCGCGCGAAACUGGCGAAACUCGUUCCGAAACCCGUCCGAGUUUCGUCCUCGGCGGGAAUCGGUCUCUUCUUGGCCUUCAUUGGGCUUCAAACGAACGAAGGCAUUGGGCUGGUCGGGUUCAGCCCAUCAACGCUGGUGACCCUCGGAGGCUGUCCGAGAAACCAACUAACGGCGUUAGCUCCGGUUUUGACAGUUAACGGAAGCGUUAGUUUAGCCUCUGGCGGCGCCGUUUCCGACAAGAUACUAUGUUCGGGGAACCGCAUGGAGAGUCCAACGCUAUGGCUUGGGUUGGUUGGGUUUGUCAUCAUAGCGUAUUGUUUAAUGAAAAACAUUAAAGGCGGUAUGAUAUACGGCAUCGUUUUGGUGACUGUGAUUUCGUGGUUUAGGAACACGCCUGUUACGGUGUUCCCCAACACCGAAUUGGGCGACGCGGGGUAUGAGUAUUUCAAAAAGGUGGUUGACGUGCACGUGAUUGAAAGCACCGCGGGGGCGUUGAGUUUUGAUAACAUGCGGAAGGGUGCAUUCUGGGAGGCGCUGUUGACGUUUUUGUACGUUGAUAUUCUCGACACCACGGGGACGUUAUAUUCGAUGGCUAGAUUCGCGGGGUUUCUGGACAUCAACGGUGAUUUCGAGGGUCAGUAUUUCGCCUUCAUGGCUGACGCGUCGUCGAUCGUGGUGGGGUCGUUACUUGGGACGUCACCCGUGACGACGUUUAUUGAGUCGUCAACGGGGAUACGGGAGGGUGGACGGACGGGGCUGACGGCGUUAACGGUUGCGGGGUAUUUUUUUCUGGCGUUUUUUUUGACGCCGUUGCUGGCGUCGAUUCCGGCGUGGGCGGUGGGGCCACCGUUGAUCUUGGUGGGGGUGAUGAUGGUGAGAUGUGUGGUGGAGAUUGAUUGGGAGGAUAUGAGGGAGGCUGUGCCGGCGUUUGUGACCAUUCUGUUGAUGCCUUUAACGUAUUCUAUUGCUUAUGGGUUGAUUGGGGGCAUUGGGACGUACGUUGUGUUGCAUGCGUGGGACUGGGGGGACGACUUGGUCAGGAAAUUUUUCUUCAUGGGGAGCUUCAAGGACAUGUCCAAUGUAAAUACAAAUCUUAACGCAAAUGUAAUUAAUGAUCAUCAACAACAACAUGAUAAGGGGAUUCAAGAUCAUAUCACUAUCUAACUAGAUUAAUGUUAGUAUGACACUUUGUUACAUUUUUUUUCCCUUUCUAAUACCUUUGUUGCAUAACUCUUAUACACUUUUCGUAACCUAUAUUAUUCUAUUAGUUAAGAAUUAUUAAAAGUUAUGAAAUUAUAUAAGACAACUGUAUUAUACUAGGAAAGGAAAUUAAAUAAUUUUACAAAUU
Cajanus cajan (pigeon pea) is the source of this 2028-nucleotide messenger RNA. RefSeq names its product adenine/guanine permease AZG1. Gene Ontology annotation, cellular component: plasma membrane. The record is from RefSeq and is a predicted model, not a curated record. NCBI's taxonomy places the organism in Eukaryota, Viridiplantae, Streptophyta, Magnoliopsida, Fabales, Fabaceae. Gene Ontology annotation, biological process: transmembrane transport; adenine transport; guanine transport. Gene Ontology annotation, molecular function: purine nucleobase transmembrane transporter activity.